This is a messenger RNA of Saccoglossus kowalevskii, 361 nucleotides long. RefSeq names its product liprin alpha. Gene Ontology annotation, molecular function: protein binding. Gene Ontology annotation, cellular component: presynaptic active zone. Gene Ontology annotation, biological process: synapse organization. NCBI's taxonomy places the organism in Eukaryota, Metazoa, Hemichordata, Enteropneusta, Harrimaniidae. The record is from RefSeq and is a predicted model, not a curated record.
AACAAGUUUUCAGUAUGGUAUAAUGUCUUUAAAAAGAGUUAAUUAUAGCAAAAAAGAACUUGAAAAAAGUAGGGAAUCUAGUACAUCAGAAAUAAAAGAUGUGUUUGUAUGGUCCAAUGAACGAAUAAUUAAAUGGGUCAACUCUGUUGGCCUUCGAGAUUAUGCCACUAACCUAAUAGAAAGUGGUGUCCACGGAGGGCUGAUUGCCCUUGAUGAAAGUUUUGACCAUAAUGCAUUAGCGUUGGCGUUACAAAUUCCUACGCAGAAUUCACAAGCAAGGCAAAUUUUAGAACGAGAAUUUAGCAAUUUACUGACUUUAGGUACCGAUCGGCGGAUAGACGAGGUAUGUAUAACCAAAUAA